Angiostrongylus costaricensis is the source of this 420-nucleotide messenger RNA. The record is from the annotation of a GenBank genome assembly. NCBI's taxonomy places the organism in Eukaryota, Metazoa, Nematoda, Chromadorea, Rhabditida, Metastrongylidae.
AUGGUAGACUCGGUUUGCUUCGAUCCCUUGUCCAGUGAGAGGUGGCGAGAUAUUCGUCGUCUUCCACACCAUCCGGGUCAUUCUAAGGUUGGAAUAUUUGAUUCAUGGCUACCAUACGGCAGUACACAUACACAGUGCACAGAGGCGUACUUGUUGGUGCAGGUGGAUUGGUAUGUGAACUGCAGAAGAAAAUUUAGUAAGUUGGCAUUAAUGCACUUCGUCUUUCCUACCAUUGGUUGCAGUGCACUUAAUCAUCUAAGUUUUGCAUGUUUUGGACCCUUUUUGGUUCUCGAAACGUGGACUUUAUUUAUAUGGACACCGUCGAUGUCACUUAUCUCAACAGACAGUUUCAUUUUCGGUAUGUUUUCAAAAGUUUGUUGGGCAUUUAAUUCAUUGACAACCGCACAGGUUUUAAGAUAA